AUGGCCGACGUGAAGCCCCCAAGUGGCAAGCUGCCGUACGGCACUCCUGAAGGCGGAUGGAAGGCGGUGCACACAUGGAGAACUCCGGACUGGGUAGAACCAAUUCUGAUCGUCUCCAUCAUGCUCAUUGGCUUGUACGUCAGCCGGAGAAAGAACUACUCUAUCCUCCGCCGUGGCAGCGCAACCUACGAACCUCUGUUUCAAGAGCGAGGGGACUCUCCCCGCGUCUCGGACGAUUCCUACGAUCCUAUCCGUACCGAUCCCUUCCCGCCAAAGUAUCGAACCAUAUUUGGCUGCUGGCGCGUCAAGACGCCGAAUUCGAGCCGUUUCGCGACACAUGUCCACUCAAGAAUCCUGCAAAAGUUCCCUUUUCUCAUCGAAAUGUUCUACUGGGCCAUCUCCUUCUUCUUCUACCGCAUGACCGCCACUUUGGCCCAGAGCUACUACGGCAGCCGAAAGGCUGUCUGGGAUGUCGCACAGGAGCACGGCCUGUUUCUGCUCGAGACCGAGGCCAAGUUCUUCGGCGAGGGAACCAGGACCGGUCCCGAGCGCUGGGUUGAGUGGCGCGUUUCCCAUUGGUUCCUUGAGGGUGCUCAAAUCGACGACUUUCGUGGCAUUUGGUUGACGAUCCUGAACCGCGGUUACUCUCUGAUCCAUAUCCCCGGUACCGUAGGCUUCAUUGCGUACUACUACGCCAUGGCUCCCACGCACGCCCGCUUCUGCACCGUUCGUCGCACAAUGACCUUGUUGAAUAUGUUUGCCUUCAUCAUCUUCAUCUUCUACCCGUGCGCCCCACCGCGUCUAAUGCCCUCCGAGUACGGCUUCGUCGAUACGGUCAAUUUGGAGAACGCCGAGAGUGUCUGGAUGAGCGGCAAGUUUGUCAACAAGCUGGCUGCCAUGCCUAGUAUGCAUUUUGGCUACGCCUUUGCCAUUGGAUGCGUGUUCAUCGCCGACUCGGCGAUUCUCAACCUACUCUUUGGUCGCCUGCGGAACUACCUGUUGCGCAAUGACUUGGACAAGUCGCUGGAUAUCGAUGAUGUCGAGCUGAAGGAGAUCCAGGAGAACCGCAAGCGCUGGAAGAGCUGGUUCAUGUUCUGCUUUGGUAUCUUUUACCCGAGUUGGAUCCUGCUGACAAUUGUCGGAACCGCCAACCAUUACCUGAUGGACGCCUUUGUGGCUACCUUUUGCGCGUUGAUGGCGUUUCUCUGCAAUCGAGCCUUACUGGUGUUCCUCCCGACGGAGGACAUGCUGCUUUGGGCCUGGAGGCUGGAAAAGCCGGUGCCGACAACGGGCCGCAUGAAGAACAUCGCUGUCCGGUAG
This is a messenger RNA of Colletotrichum orchidophilum, 1320 nucleotides long. RefSeq lists its product as uncharacterized. NCBI's taxonomy places the organism in Eukaryota, Fungi, Ascomycota, Sordariomycetes, Glomerellales, Glomerellaceae. Bases 1 to 1320 code for a protein of 439 amino acids. The transcript is spliced from 2 exons. Gene Ontology annotation, biological process: inositol phosphoceramide metabolic process; sphingolipid biosynthetic process. The record is from RefSeq and is a predicted model, not a curated record. Gene Ontology annotation, cellular component: inositol phosphoceramide synthase complex. Gene Ontology annotation, molecular function: inositol phosphoceramide synthase activity.